UGUAUUCGUUGUUAUGCUUCUUCAGAGUUCAAAAUGGCAGAUAAGAAUCAUUUGAUUUUACUAUUCUGAUCGUACAGAUUCUAAUUUCAAUUUUCGAACUCAGUGCGGACAUUGAAUUUAGGAAGUACACUUGUCUGGAUACUCAGUCAGAAGGAACUCUUAAUAGUAACUAUUAUGGCUGCCAGUAAUUACUGCAGUUUGUUAUUGUGUGCCCUUUUAUUGUGUCUUAUGAAUGUUGUCAAUGCUGACUUUAGUGGCGUGCAAGAGCCCAUACCGGACCUAGAGAAAGCUUUGGAUAUGGCGGCGAUUCUACUAAGUGGCAAUAUUGAGGACGAAAUCGUCAAGUCGCAAAGCAAGAAAAUGGGUCCACUACCAAUAACUUUCGAAAAUGUUUACGCCGAACUUGACCGAGGUGAAAUAAUUCUUUUGAAACCAACAUUAAAACGUCUUCCUGAUCCUAUUUUACAUCAGCUCAAAGUGAAGCUUGAAGCCAAUCAUAUCGUGGUUGAUGCCGAAUGGAAAAAUGUUACAGUUCACGCAUCAUACGAGUCGUACUACGAACGAGGAAUGAACCUUCCAAUACGAAUCGAUGGUGAAUUAAGUUUCCGAUGGAAAAAAGUAAGAGCUUAUGGCCAUGUUGGAAUUUUCGUGGUUAACGAUACCGUCCAAGCUGUCAAUAAUGAUAUUGUUUAUGACUUUGACUCGUUAGUAAUGGAUGUCGUUGAUCAUAAUUCAGAACAUGUUACGGAGGAUGCUGUUAUCGAUGCCUGUACGAACAUUGCUUCCAAGUUAUAUUGGGACUUAAGAUGGGAAUUAAGAAUGUCCAUUGAAGCCAAGAUAAAUGAAUUCCUCGCAGAUUUCAAGCUUUCAGAGCUAUUCAGGACACCGGAAGAUGUUUCCUUCUAUCGUGCGGCUACAGAGAGUUUCACGAAGCAAGCGAACAGCGUCGUUGAUGGAUUUUUAAAAUCCUUUCAAAAAGCGAUAAGAGAGAAACACAUAAAAAAAGUUCCACUGAAGAACAUGGCGAAAUACGUUGACGCUAAACUUGGAAUUGUCAGUUUACAAGGAAAUUUCACAGCAUUGGACGGGUUUGCUGGAGACUUAUCCAGCAUAGAAAGAGUGGGGGAUUUUUCUAUUUGGACACCCGAUGAAGAUGGACCAAUACAAUUAACAGGUUACAUUCAAUUUCGUGAUUUUUCGGCUAGUUACAAUCACUACGAAGCGACAGCCGGUCAUAUCCAAAUAUUGGGCAAACUUCGAGCGUCGACUAUAUAUAACUUAGUAGCAUUAAAGAUGCUUCUAGUGCCAGAUUCGAAGAGUCCAUUUGGAUAUAACCUUACAGUUGAUAAUUUGAAAGAUGUUCGGCUUGGGUACAUAUCAGUACACAUUACUGGAAUGGGUCCUCUUGACAACUUCGUUUCCUUGAUUGCGUCCAUAGUGCUGAAUCACUUCAAGGCGGAUCUCAUUGGAGAAAUAAAUAAGAACUUAAAUUAUAUCAUGGAUAAGAUUACAAAAGGAUCUUCGUAAAUUACCAAAGAAAGUCAAUAUUGUUAUUAACUUUUUGUGCAAUUACUUAUUUGUUAAAAACAUACUUAGAUUAGUUUACUAUGAAUAAUAAAAAUAUACCAAA
Hermetia illucens (black soldier fly) is the source of this 1630-nucleotide messenger RNA. RefSeq lists its product as uncharacterized. The record is from RefSeq and is a predicted model, not a curated record. Bases 175 to 1527 code for a protein of 450 amino acids. Lineage: Eukaryota; Metazoa; Arthropoda; Insecta; Diptera; Stratiomyidae. The transcript is spliced from 12 exons.